Molecule: messenger RNA, 2725 nt
Organism: Argiope bruennichi
Lineage: Eukaryota; Metazoa; Arthropoda; Arachnida; Araneae; Araneidae
Exons: 5
Coding region: 77-2605 (842 amino acids)
Biological process (GO): G protein-coupled receptor signaling pathway; visual perception
Cellular component (GO): membrane
Molecular function (GO): G protein-coupled receptor activity
Source: RefSeq, a predicted model, not a curated record
AUCGUCGGACCCUCGCCUAAAAUCUGUUCCUUGAGAUUUCCUUUACCUCUCUUGUGGGCAGGAAGAUGCCCGAAUAAUGUCCCUCUGUGACGGCUCCUGGGAUCUCGUCCGGAGCUACGGCGUCCGGCUGCCGAGCGAAGCAGAUGCUCUCAAUGUGUCCGCUAUUACGGAUCCAGUCUUCCGGCACUGGUGCCAGCAGAAACCGGUUUCGGAACUCUCGCAUUACUUCGUCGGCGUGCUCUUGGUCCUCAUAUGUGUGAUAAGCAUCAUUGGGAACCUGUUGGUUGUUGUCGUUUUCACUAGGUACCGUCGCCUGAGGAGUCCUGCCAACAUCCUGAUCGUAAACCUGGCGGCGAGUGAUCUCCUGAAUGGUCUUUUACACCCAAUGGCCGCCUACUCAGCCUUCAAGGGAAGCUGGAGCUUCGGAAGAGAAGGUUGCAAGGCAUACGCUGCCCUGUGCGGACUGCUCGGCCUCGUAUCCAUCGUCACGCUGACUGCCAUCGCCGUAGAACGCUGCCUGGUCAUCUCGGUGAAACCUUGGCAUGGUACUGUUCUCUUCACGCACUCGAAGGCAAAGGGCACCAUCGGAAUCGUCUGGCUCUACUGCCUGGCCUUGGUCCUGCCCCCCAUUGCUCUGGGCUGGGGCGCCUUCGUCCCUGAGGGCUUUCUCACCAGUUGUUCAUUCGAUUACCUAUCACGCACACGUUCCAACAGAGCUUAUUUCUUCUUUCUCUUCAGUUUCGGAUUUUUCCUACCAAUCACUCUCAUAGGUGUUUGUUACACAUUUAUCCUCCAGACCGUUUUCCAGAACGAGAGAGCCAUGAAACUGCACCACGUGACCAAGAGUAGCCACUCGAAAGUCAAGAGGAGCGAGUACCGAGCUGCUGAAAUGAUCCUUAUGGUUAUCGCCCUUUUCCUCAUCUCGUGGACUCCCUACUCUUUGAUCGCCUGCCUCGGACAGUUUGGAGACAAGAGCCUACUCACACCCUGGGUGUCGGUGUUACCCAGCCUUUUCGCCAAGAUGUCCACUUUGUACAACCCCGCUAUCUACGGCAUCUCCCACCGACACUUCCGAACUGCCCUCAAGAGGAUGUUCGAGGGGGACUCUCGGAGGAGCAGGAGUGGAACCUACUUCAGUAGAAAUUCAUCCCUCAGCAACUAUAGGAGAGGGUGCCCUUGUCUUCCACUCAACUGCACAACGGAUGCUUUGGAGGACAACAGCUCUUCCCUCACAGGAAAGAAGAUAUGCUUGGGCAGUCCACAAGAUAAUUGUAGAGCAGUGUACAACCGAAAAAGUCGCACAAGAGAAGGCUUUCCCAAUCUUUGUGUUUGUAGUCGAAUGAGGAUGGUGCCCAGGGACUUCACUUGUUUACUGGAUGAUCCAUCUAUUUGUUUCCAACACAUCCCCAGAUUUCCCUGCAGAUUGCAUAGUGAUCAGUCCACUUCCUGUAUGUGCGAUAACAAUUCCAUGUGCCGGCAUGCUUUUUGUAGAAAAAAAUAUAAUAAUCUUAUAAAAUCGCAUGCUAUGGAUAUUAAAUUUGAGCAGAGACAAAAAAUUCAUGAGCAGGCCGAAUCUAUAAAUCCUGACAGUCUGUAUGAAGACAGCAGUUUCGUGUGUCGCCAUCAUGUAUCAAACAGAUGCUUUUACAGAUUUCAAUAUGGGUAUGGAUCAUGCAAUGAUUUUAUAAAUCCUUCCAUUCUGAAAUACAAUUUGCACAGACCGAAGUGUAAGAUGUUUCCAUAUAAACGCAAGGAAUUCGCAACAUCUAUGGAAUCUGGGCUGGUUGGUAAAAAAUCUAUCCUUUCUGUUCAUCAGCCUGAAAUUUCAUAUUCGUCAGUAGGAUCAGUACCUGAAUUUUAUGAUAACUAUAACGGAUUUCCGCUUUCUUAUCUUAAGCAACAUGAUAAGCUAAACACCGACGGCACAAUUUAUAGAAAAAAAAAGUUAGAGAAACGCCCUAAGUCCGAAAUCGACGGCAUGUAUUCCACCAGAAAUGAGGAGACAUCAACAAAUUACACCAGAAAUGAGGAGGUUUCCCUAAAAAGUUCUUGCAAAUUUAGUGAAUCCACAUGCAUUAAGGAAUCGUUACCUUCGUAUAAUUGCAAAAACAUGAAAUCAGAAAGAGAAAGCGUACUUUUCAAACAUAAGUGUUGUAAAAAAAUUGAAUCUCUUGUUCUCGAAGCCAAAUCUGAAAAUACUGUAAAAUUAGAAAAACUGCCUCAUAAUGAAUUGGAAUCCACACAAAGCCAAAACUCGACGAAUAUUUCAUUCAACCACGAGGAAAUGCCAAUGUGCGUUUUCAUCUCGCGCGGCUUUAACUUCGCAACCAAAAAAUUCUUUUUUAAUAAAGAAGGGCGGAUUUCUAAUGCACAUCCGAGUUUAAUCCGCAGUCUGAUGUUUCAUAGCGAAAGAUCGAUUCAUCAGAAAUACCAGACGUUUUUCGAAUGUGAUCGCAUCAUCAGAGUGCCCACGUCCGACUCCUUUCAAUCUGAAUUCUUUAGAAAAUGCUGCAGUUCCAUUCCAAAGAACAGAAGAGCCACAGUAGUCCUGGAAUCUGGACAAAUGAAAAAUAUCCUUCGAAAUUCAUCUGGAAAUGAGACUUAAGACAAUAAGAACAGUAUACUGAUAUAAAAUAGUGCAUAAGUAAAACUAUGCUGUGGAUUAAAAUUUGUUUAAUAUUUUUUGUAUUGCUAUUUAAUGUAAUGACUAACACACAAGAUGAAA